Messenger RNA from Myripristis murdjan (pinecone soldierfish), 8208 nucleotides. It is a transcript of the gene brwd3, whose product is annotated as bromodomain and WD repeat domain containing 3. The record is from RefSeq and is a predicted model, not a curated record. Lineage: Eukaryota; Metazoa; Chordata; Actinopteri; Holocentriformes; Holocentridae. Bases 483 to 5831 code for a protein of 1782 amino acids. The transcript has 40 exons. Gene Ontology annotation, biological process: regulation of cell shape; cytoskeleton organization; regulation of transcription by RNA polymerase II. Gene Ontology annotation, cellular component: nucleus. Gene Ontology annotation, molecular function: protein binding.
CAUUUAACUAUAUUCACUAGGAGAGUGGUCAUUUCCUUUUUUUUUCGUCUAAUUCGUCUGAUAUAUAAUAAUAAUGAUGAUAACAAUAAUAAUGUAGCAUGUUCCUUUCCCUAUAUUCACUUGGAGAAAGGUCAUUCCUCUCCUUCAUCUAAUUCUCCUAAUAUAAUAAAACUAAUAAUGUAGUUUCAUUUCAUAUCGCACCGGGAGAAGGGUCAGUCCAGACGGUGGCCGGGUCGCUGAGGUUGAACUUCCCGGCGUAACCUCGGAUAUUUACGAGCCGGGCGGCUCACUGCCUUGCUGCGUCGGUCCACCAGGGGGCGCUGACGUCAACACAAAGCACCAGGUGGUCAGGGACAACUUGAGAAAGGAGGAGGCCAUUCACUAGCUUGUUAGCUAAAACACAACCUAGCUACCGUUAGCUAGCCGGCUAACGAGCGAGCUAAAGCAGCAGUGUGUCUUAAUGUCGCCGCUCUUAUCAAGUGAUGGCAAAAGAACAGUGUUCACAAAUCGAAGCUGAACUGUAUUACCUCAUUGCCAGAUUUCUGCAGUCUGGACCCUGUAAAAAAUCAGCACAGAUUCUAGUCGAGGAGCUGGAGGAGUAUGAGUUGAUUCCUAAACGAUGGAGUUGGGACGGGAAGAAAUACAACCGGACCUUCCAAGACUGGGUGUUUGUGAACCAGCACAUUCCUGCAGACUAUCUGCUCCGUGUUUGUCAGCGGAUCGGCCCACUCAUCGAGAAGGAGAUCCCACCUAGCGUCCCUGGGGUCCACACCCUCCUUGGGUUGGGAAGACAGUCUUUGCUCCGAACCACCAAAAGUUGUAGCCACAAAGUAUGCAGUGGUUCGGCUGUUGCUGCCCUCCACCGGGGCCGUCCGCCAGAACCUCCAGUCAACAUCCCUCCCAGCGUUGUGUCCAUCAUGGGCGCUCGCCAGGCCACAGGCACAGCCCGAUUCGGCCAGGCCUUGCCGUCUUCCACCUACCAACACAUGAAGAUACACAAACGCAUCCUGGGCCACCUUUCCUCAGUUUACUGUGUAGCCUUUGACCGAACCGGCCGGCGGAUAUUUACGGGUUCUGAUGACUGCUUGGUGAAAAUCUGGGCCACUGAUGAUGGUCGGCUCCUUGCCACACUACGCGGUCACGCAGCAGAGAUCUCCGACAUGGCCGUCAACCACGAGAACACUCUCAUUGCCUCAGCCAGCUGUGACAAGGUCAUCAGACUGUGGUGUCUGCGUACCUGUGCUCCAAUCACUGUCCUACAGGGCCACGCUGCUUCCAUCACCUCCAUACAGUUCUGUCCCGCAGUCAAAGGGACGACACGGUACCUGGCCUCCACAGGUGCAGAUGGCAUGGUGUGCUUCUGGCAGUGGCACUCACUCAGCAUGAAGUUCAAUGAUCAACCAGUCAAGUUCAUUGAGCGGUCACGCCCAGGCGUUCAAGUCUCCACUUCUUCCUUCAGUAGCGGCGGCAUGUUCCUGGCAACUGGUGGCACCGAUCAUGUGAUCAGGGUCUACUAUCUUGGUGCUCAGACUCCCAUGAAGCUCUCUGAGAUGGACGCUCAUGCGGAUAAAGUUGUAGUAGUCCAGUUCUGCAAUAACAGUGACAGUCUAAGGUUUGUGAGCGGCUGUCGUGAUGGCACCGCCAGGAUCUGGCAUUACCAGCAACAGGAGUGGAAGAGCAUCACAUUAGACAUGGCUACCAGGCUGCCGGGGAGUUCUCCUGCCAACGGGGAUGACAAAACCAAGCUGGUGGUGACCAUGGUGGCUUGGGACCGCGCAGACCGCACCGUCAUCACAGCGGUUUCAAACUACCUUCUCAAAGUGUGGAACUCGUUGACCGGACAGCUCCUGCACGUGUUGUCUGGUCACGAUGAUGAGGUGUUUGUGCUGGAGGCUCACCCAUUUGACUCUCGCAUCAUGCUCUCUGCUGGCCAUGAUGGCAACAUUUACAUCUGGGACUUGACCAAGGGAGUCAAGAUCCGCAACUUCUUCAACAUGAUUGAAGGGCAAGGCCACGGUGCUAUUUUUGACUGCAAGUUCUCGGCUGACGGCCAACAUUUUGCCUGCACUGACUCUCAUGGCCAUUUGCUCAUCUUUGGCUUCGGCUGCAGCAAACCCUAUGAGAAGAUACCUGAUCACAUGUUCUUCCACACGGACUACCGGCCUCUCAUCCGCGACUCUAAUAACUACGUCCUGGAUGAGCAAACGCAGCAGGCCCCUCAUCUCAUGCCUCCACCUUUCCUGGUUGAUGUCGAUGGGAAUCCCCACCCUCCUCACUACCAGCGGCUGGUCCCAGGAAGGGAGAACUGCAAGGAGGAGCAGCUGGUCCCCCAGCUAGGCUACAUGGCUAACAGUGACGGAGAGGUGGUUGAGCAGGUCAUCGGCCAGCAGACGGCAGAAAACGGAGAAAGCAUAUUGGACAAUCUCAUCAGACAGCUGCAGAAUGAGCAGCAGAAUGCAGAGGGACAGCCUGAGGUGGCAGCCGCCGGUCAAGCAGCAGAUGAGGUGGCAUCAUCCCCUGUUGUGGCACCAAGAAGGAGCGGGCAGGUGGAGGGAGUGUGGCAGAUGCAGCAUAAUGCUUUGCGUAGUCAAGUAGCCACCGAGAGAGACCUGCUGGCCUGGAGCCGGAGAGUGGUGGUGAACGAAGUGCCACAGGGGGUGUUCAGGGUAAUGGAGGAGUGCAGACAAGCCAAAGGCGAGGUGGAGUGUUCCUUGUACAAUGCAGAGAAAAGGAAGAAACCAACAACCAGCACACCCAAGACUGAGCCACUGACUCGCAUGCGCUCUCUGCGGCCGACCAACAAGAAGCAGCAGAGGCGCCACUCCUAUCAGACCCGCUCAGCUCAAACCCGCCGCCUCGGGAACCGGACAAGAAAUCCCAGCAGCCGGCGUAACUCAGACAGCCAGGCAGACUCUGACAGCGACGGAGAUGCAGCAGAACAGGCGGAGCCCAGCGAUGCUUCGUCGGGUGGUGAAGCCCAGUGGCAGAGUGACAGCAGCUCCAGCGACUCUUCCAGUGAGUAUUCUGAUUGGACAGCCGAUGCGGGGAUCAACCUCCAGCCUCCUAAGCGACCAACCAGGAGGCCAGUGCAGCCUCAGGGUUACAGCAGCUCAGAGGAGGAGGAGGGGGAGGCAGACGCCCAGGGAGCAGAGACCAAGAGGAGGGAACGUGAAAAGAAGAAGAAGCCCAAACAGACUAAACAGAAACCCACCUCCUCCCUGGCUGGAAUUGAUGCAGAGGAGUGGCUGCCCCCAUCAUGGAUAAUGGACACUAUCCCACGCCGCUCUCCUUUUGUUCCACAGAUGGGAGAUGAGCUCAUUUACUUCAGACAAGGCCACCAGGCCUACGUCAGGGCUGUGCGUAAGGCCAAGGCCUACAGCAUCAACCCCCAGAAACAGCCGUGGAACAAGCUCAACCUCAGGGACCAGGAGUCAGUGAAGGUGGUUGGGAUUAAGUAUGAGGUGGGACCUCCCACUCUCUGCUGCCUAAAAUUGGCCUUCUUGGACCCAAUCUCAGGGAAAAUGACCAAUGAGUCUUUCUCCUUAAAGUACCAUGACAUGCGUGAUGUCAUUGACUUCCUGGUACUACAACAGUUUUACAACGAAGCAAAAGAGUGCAACUGGCAGCCAGGGAUGAGAUUCCGCAGCAUCAUCGAUGACGCUUGGUGGUUUGGUUCUGUGGAGGACCAGCAGCCUCUGCAGCCAGAGUAUCCAGACAGUCUGUUUCAGUGCUACGCAGUGAAGUGGGAUAACGGUGAGAGGGAGAAGAUGAGUCCCUGGGACAUGGAGCUGAUUCCUGAAGAAGCUGUGUUGCCAGAGCAGGUUGGUGAUGGAGUGGAAGUGUCAGAGGAGGAGUUGAAGGCCCUUCUCUACAGCCCUCAAGAAGGGGAGUGGGGGGCUCACACACGGGACGAGGACUGUGAGAGAGUCAUCCACGGUAUUGACGACCUUCUCACACUGGAUGUAGCCAAGGCAUUUGCCAUGCCAGUAGACCUGCGAGACUACCCCCUGUACUGCACUGCGGUGGCCUACCCCACUGACCUCAGCACUAUCCGCAAGCGACUGGAGAACCGCUUCUACAGGCGGAUCUCAGCGUUAAUGUGGGAGGUGCGCUACAUUGAGCACAACGCCCGCACUUUCAACGAACCCCAGAGUCCCAUUGUGGCUGCUGCUAAGGUGGUGACUGACGUCCUCCUUCGCUACAUCGGGGACCAGAGCUGCACAGACAUCCUGGAUCUGUAUCGCAAACUGAGGUCUGAGAUCAGCAGUGGAGGAGAGGCAGUCGAGGUGGAUGUGGACUCAGACACUCCAGGGACGUCUACAGGACAACGGGCGGCCAACUCCAGUUCUAAGAAGCGGGGCGUGGUGUUGGAUGUGAAAGCGUGGCGAGGUCAGUGUCGAGAGCUGCUACGUCGAAUGAUGGUCUGUCCAGACUCUGAGCCAUUCAGACAACCUGUGGAUCUCUUUGCUUACCCGGACUAUCGAGACAUCAUUGACACUCCUAUGGAUCUGGGGACAGUAUCAGAGACGCUAAUUGCAGGGAAUUAUGAGAACCCUAUGGAGUUUGCCAAGGACAUCCGCCUCAUCUUCAGCAACUCUAAGGCAUACACUCCAAACAAAAAGUCACAGAUCUACAGUAUGACUCUCAGCCUGUCAUCCUUCUUUGAAAGACAAAUCAUCUCCAUCAUCUCAGACUUUAAGUCGGCCCUUCAGCAUCAGCGGCGGACUCGCCAGAGACUCAGUUACAGGAAGAGGCUGCACAGCGGAGGCAGCUCUUCUCCCACCAGUCCCUCCCCCAGCUCUAAAGGGAAGCACAAGUCAGGGAAGAUGUCAAAGCCAAAAAAAUCCCAGACCUCAUCGAAGAGUCGUUCUCACAGGCCAUAUCAGGCUCCACAAAGCAGCAGUGUAGCAGUGGACGAGGACAGCCAGCCCUCCUCCUCCAGUUCAGGGACGAGUGGUGCGAACAGGAGCCAAGGGCCACGUCGGGUCACCCGCAGCCAAGCUACACCAGUGAAGAAGACAGGGCACCAGCGUAACUUGCCUCUGACCAAUGGGUCUAGACAGAGCCACAGGCGGGGGGCGCCACCAUCUAAUGAUGAGCAGCGGUCUGGAUCCAACAGCUCUUCAUCGGAGUCAUCCUCAAUGUCCUCGUCAUCCUCAUCUUCCUCUUCCUCUUCAUCCUCCGACAGCGAGAACAGCUCUGAGUCAGAGAUGGAGAAGUACGUGGAAGGGGGCGAUCACGACUACAGCAAAGCCCCUUGCCUAUCAGUCCGCCUCCUGGCCAAGGGUAAGGUCGCAGCCUCAGGGAAAAGGAGACGUAAAGGAGGAGAGGACGUCACACAGAGACCUAAAAGAGCACGAGUGCAGCCGCCGGAAGAGGAAGAGGAGGAUGAGGAGGAGGAGGAGGAGGAGGAGGAAGAGGAGGAGGAGGACGAAGAGGUGGAGCAGCAGCAGCAACAACAAGAGGAUGUCGGAGAUGAAGAGGAGGAUGAAGAGGAAGAGGAGGAGGAGGAGCCUGAAGAGGAGGAGCCGGAAGAGGAGGAGGAGGAGGACGAUGACUCAGAUCAGGUCCAGAGAGGGGCGGCGGCAGCAGCAGCAGCAGCAGCAGCAGCAACAACAACAACGAACAGUCUGAGGCGUAACCAGUGCAAGUCGGGGCGGGUUAACACGCGAAACCAGGGCCGCAGGACAGUUCUGUACAAGGACGAGUCAGAGGAUGAUGGCCAUGGGUCAAAGGAGGACCCCCUCAAUCUGGGCAUGUCCCGCUCAGGACGGGUACGCCGUAUGACUGAGAAAGCCCGCGUCAGCCACCUCAUGGGCUGGAAUCACUGACAUGUUGGCCCUUAUCAAACCUCAAUGCCCUUCCCUCAAAAAAAAAAAAAAACUGGUGUCUAGACAUGAGUAAUACUGCAGGGAUUUUUUUUUUGUUUUGUUUUCUUUGUUUUUAUAUAUAUAUACAUAUAUAUAGGAUUUUCUUUUUAUCUGAGACUGCUCAUGACUCUCAGACUGACAGCUGGUGCUCAAGAAAUGUUGCCAAGGAAUCUCUUUUCCCUGGUCUACAGAGCUACUGUUCAACACGGACCCUCUCCAACUCAACUAACUCACCUGCGCCUUACUGCUCUCUUGAGGAGCCUUAGACACGGGACUGCGCUUCUCCUCCUCGUCCUUUGUGUUUUUCAUGUCCGACACUAUAUCCUCUCUUUCCCACCUCUCUCCCAUAACUUUCUUACUCCUGGUCACCAAAGAAAGGUUCGGAGAUGCCAAAAAAAUGGUGCUCAUGUUUAAUUUCUCAAGGAGUGUGAUGGUUGUUUUUUUUUUUUUUCAUAGUGUAUACUUCACACACAUACACACACAAAAAAAUCACCCAGCUUGCAUACAGAAUCACAUAAGGUCACUGAUGUCAACGUUUUUUGGUAUUUGCUCUGUUUUCAGCUACCACAGGCCUUAGUUUUCAGAGGUGAACCAUACGCUCACACCAUUUAUGUUGUCUUUUUUCGGGACAGGCAUCUGGGUUUGGUCAGAGGACCGCUCUAUCUGUGGGUAAAGUUGAGUCGAGCGUAGUUUGGGACUAGCAAUACCGAGUAAGCAAGGUGACUUGGGUGAAUAGGACACACUUCCAUGGUAGUAUCCCAAAUCCUACAUCCUUUAUACCUGGCAAUGUGAGGUCCUUGGCCAGUGAAUGUUAAUGUUCUCCCUUCCUCACUUCCUUGUAGUUGUGUCGACACUGUUUUCAUAGAAGCAGACUGAACUGGACAGUUUGGCCCUUCAUUCUUUGUCCUUUAGAUAGAAUUAACUGCUUUUUUAGAGGCAAAAGUGUUGAUUUUCUUCUUCUGUUUGAGGCUUAAAAGGCAAUUGAUCAUUUUUGUACCAUCAUGCUCCAUGAUGGAUCAGAUCUCGGAUGCCCACAAAUACAGUUGCAUUCGUGGCACCGUCUCUACUCAGCAUGUUCAAAAACAUUAAGGUCCCUGGCCAACUCCCUUCUGCAGAAAUAUUUAUUUUUCCAUUGUACUAUAGUUUUCCCAUAACUUAAAAACUAUUUCUUCAGUGAUAAUGAUGAGGAAAAGGAAAUAUUUGCACAUUAUCUACUCCAUGUGGCAGCUGAGGAAUAAAGAUAUUAGAGAAAGAGAAACAAGACUUUUUCAUGCUUAUUGUGUAAACAAUGUUUGAACUGUGCCAGCACACUUUUGAUCCAGUCUUGUUUUUGUAAGAAAGAAAAAAAAAAAAUCAAACAGGAUCUUAAAAGAACCCUCUUACACCCCAUACAUAAUAGUGCUAUAAUUUCAAACAAAGCCUCGUCUGAUUGGUACUGGUAUUCAUGCUUUUCUUGGGCUAAUGUGAACUGAGUGAUCAUGUUUCAUGUUGUGGCAUUUUUUUCUUUUGCUUUGAGCAUCACUGAUCAAACCGUGCUGUUAGCUUGGAUCAGCAAUAGAUAGAUGGAGCGCUCCACAGGUGAAGAAAGUGUACAGAGUGGCCUUUGCCAUGAUAACACUGGCAUCAGGUGAUCUGUCUGUGCCACAGUGUCUAAGACAUGGUGGGGCUCUACAUACUAAAUCACUGAUUAUGACCCGAUCUGUCUUUGUUGCUGCCUUGCAAGCCAGGGCUCACUUACAUUCACUAUAAGGUGUUCUUCAUCUCGUGUCUGUUUAUAACCGUAGUUGUUUACUUAACGCUUGCACAGAAGGACUGUUUGGUUGGAUGGCAGUUGGUGAGACCAGUCUGCUCGGUAGGGAAAAAAAAACCGGUCGAUAUAUCAGCAAAAGUGCCCAACAAUGCUCAAUUCAAAACAUGGUGCGUAAGUUGAAAAAAUUCUCCUCAUCGCUGACCCUGAGGGCACCUAAAUCACAAGAGGUGCCCCAGGGGGUUUAUUUUUUCUCUUUUCUGGCUGAAGAUGAAGUUUGGUUAGGGGUCAGGGUCUCAGAGAUUAACAAAAAUCAAAGUCUUUCAUUUGCUCAGAGAGGCAGCAUUAACUGAUGUUUUGAAAUUAUUCUGGUUGUGCGAAGACUUAUGAUUCAUAUUUUGUAAACUUUAUUAUUUUCAUACAGUAGAUGGCUCUUAGGCUUGCCUCUAAGCAUCAGAUUAGUGGAUGGCAAAUACAACAAUAACAUUCUAGGUGGAAUAAGCUUAUGUGACUGUCUUUUUUUACACAAUGUUUUGAUUGUAUGUGUUUUUUAAAUAAAGAAGUGGAUUUCUCCAAAGAUGGAAUCCCUCA